This is a messenger RNA of Coprinopsis cinerea okayama7#130, 294 nucleotides long. RefSeq lists its product as hypothetical. The transcript is spliced from 2 exons. Lineage: Eukaryota; Fungi; Basidiomycota; Agaricomycetes; Agaricales; Psathyrellaceae. The record is from RefSeq and is a predicted model, not a curated record. The coding region runs from base 1 to 294 and encodes 97 amino acids.
AUGUUGCACUUCAAGGCUUGCACGACGGAGAACAAUCAGCUCCGCGCGAGCCCCUUGAUUGAAGCUGGAGAAGAAGAGCGCACAAUGGGCUAUUCAAACAACCAUAUCACCAAGCCGUUAGACAAGCCUGGUAACAGGGAACUGGGAAGAGGUAUCGGUCGAAAUAGGCAAAACAGACUUACUCUUGCCACGCCAACUGAUAUACUUAUACUUAUUUCCUUCCAUCUCGAGAAAUCCCCACAUAAAUCCCGAGUGGUUGUCCGAACCUCAAGCCCACCGCGUUGGAGUACCUGA